This is a messenger RNA of Papaver somniferum (opium poppy), 2978 nucleotides long. RefSeq names its product pentatricopeptide repeat-containing protein At2g22070-like. NCBI's taxonomy places the organism in Eukaryota, Viridiplantae, Streptophyta, Magnoliopsida, Ranunculales, Papaveraceae. Bases 169 to 2535 code for a protein of 788 amino acids. The transcript has a single exon. The record is from RefSeq and is a predicted model, not a curated record. Gene Ontology annotation, biological process: RNA modification. Gene Ontology annotation, molecular function: RNA binding; zinc ion binding; protein binding.
UCGGAAAAUUUGCCUCAUUGAACCACGGCCCAAAAUCUACACCACAACGUGAAAUUUGUACGAAUAGCUCAUAUGCCUCGUGAGAAAACAUUUUUGCCCCAUUGAUUCAGUUAUUGCAGCAGCUUCUUCGUAUGACUGUUUUCCCCCCCAGACUUUCUUCUUUUAAAAAUGUCUUUGAUCAGUCCAUCAAUUUCAUCAACACUUCAAACACCUUCAGAUUUCUACGCAUCACUUCUUCAAACAAGUCUCAGAACCAAAGACCCAUUUACUGCAAAAUUAGUCCAUGCUCAGAUUAUCAAACUAGGAUUGCAUUUAGGUGUGUUCUUGAUGAACAAUCUUAUGAACUCCUAUUCAAAAUCCGGGUUCAUUUCUGAUGCUCAUACACUGUUUGAUGAAAUGCCUGUAAAGAAUACUUUCUCAUGGAAUACUAUUCUCUCUGCUAAUGCUAAACAAGGUAAGUUUGAUCGUGCACAUACUAUCUUUCAAGAAAUGCCUGAACGAGAUUCUGUUUCGUGGACUUCGAUGAUUGGGGGUUAUAAUCACAAGGGUCAGUUUCAGAAAGCCAUUUCAAUGUUUUUAGGGAUGGUUUCUGCUAGAAUUUCACCUACUCAGUUCACAUUUACUAAUAUUCUUGCAUCUUGUGCUUCUCUUGAGGAUUUGAGUAUAGGCAAAAAAGUUCACUCCUUCAUUGUUAAACUAGGACUGAGUAGUAAUGUCCCAGUGGCAAAUUCACUGCUCAAUAUGUACUCGAAAUCUGGGAAACCAGAUACGACGAAGGCUGUUUUCGAUAGGAUGCGAUUAAGGAGUGUCUCAAGUUGGAACACAAUGAUUACAUUGUAUGCACGUUCUGGAAGGUUAGAUCUUGCUCUUGCGCAAUUCAAACAAAUGUCAGAAAGAGAUGUUGUUUCAUGGAAUGCCAUGAUCGCUGGCUACAAUCAACAUGGUUUAGACGUUGAAGCUGUAUGUAUAUUUGCAGAAAUGCUGAGAGAAUCAAACGUGAAACCCGAUAAGUUUUCAUUAGCUAGUGUUCUAUCAGCUUGUGCCAAUCUUGAGAUGCUGAAACCUGGGAGAGAAAUCCAUGCUUACAUUAUAAGAACUGCAGCCAAUGAUUCUGAGCCAGUCAGUAAUGCUUUGAUCUCGAUGUACUCAAAAUCUGGUGGCCUUGCAAUUGCUCGAAAAAUUGUUGAUAGAUGCAUGGUUUCGAAUCUCAAUGUCAUAUCAGUUACAGCUCUGCUUGAUGGAUAUGUUAAGAUUGGAGAAGUAAAGCUUGCUAGAAACUUCUUUGAUUCCCUGAAUGAUGCAGACGUGGUAGCAUGGACUGCCAUGAUAGUAGGCUAUGUGCAGAAUGGAUUAAAUAAUGAUGCAGUAGAGCUGUUUAGACGUUUGCUUAGCUAUGGACCGAAGCCUAACAAUUUCACAUUAUCUGCCAUGCUAAGUGCAUGUUCAAGCUUGGCUUCGCUGAAUCAUGGAAAACAGAUUCACGCUAGUGCGUUGAGAUCAGGAGCCGAAUCUUCAGUUUCUGUAACAAAUGCUCUAAUUUCCAUGUAUGCUAAAGCUGGAAGUAUUGAGAAUGCGAAACGGGUUUUCAGUCAGGUUUCUUGGAUCAGAGAUAAUGUCUCAUGGACGUCUAUGAUUAUAGCUUUAGCGCAACAUGGUCUUGGAGUAGAAGCUGUUGAACUGUUUGAGGAGAUGCUGGCGCUUAAAAUUAAACCUGAUCAUAUAACAUAUGUUGGGGUAUUAUCUGCAUGUACCCAUGCUGGAUUGGUUGAACAAGGCCAAAAUUAUUUUGGUCUGAUGCAGAAUGUACAUAAGAUUGUACCGACACUUAGCCAUUACGCUUGCAUGAUUGAUUUGCUAGGGCGUGCUGGAUUGUUAGAAGAAGCUCUAAAAUUCAUAGAGAAGAUGCCAAUUGAACCAGAUGUUAUAGCAUGGGGUUCACUUUUAAGUGCAUGUAGGGUGAAUAAAAAUGCUGAGUUGGCAGAAAUUGCAGCAUCAAGAUUACUAGAAAUCGAUCCUGGGAAUGGUGGAGCUUAUGCAGCCCUUGCUAAUGUGUAUUCUUUAUGUGGAAGAUAUGAAGAUAAUGCAAAAAUUAGGAAGUUGAUGAAGGACAGAGGCGUGAAGAAAGACAGGGGAGUUAGUUGGCUUGAGAUCAACAAAACAAAUCAUGUUUUCGGAGUUCAAGAUGCAUUACAUCCGCAUAGAGAUGAAAUCUACAAGAAAAUGGCAGAGCUCUGGAAGGAGAUUAAGAAACUAGGAUUUGUUCCAGAUACCAAAGCAGUAUUACAUGAUCUGGAUGAAGAGUUGAAGGAUGAAAUACUGAGCCAUCACAGUGAGAAGCUAGCAAUAGCAUUUGGGUUGAUGAGUACCCCUGAGAAAACAACUUUAAGGAUUAUUAAAAAUCUUAGAGUCUGUAACGAUUGUCAUUCGGCAAUUAAAUACAUAUCAAAACUUGUGCAGAGGGAAAUUGUGGUGCGAGACGUUACUCGUUUUCAUCAUUUUAAAGAUGGGUUGUGUUCUUGUGGUGAUUAUUGCUAACAUGAAGGACAAACAUCUACCUGACGUAUUGUUCACAAUUCCAGGGAUGAUUUUUUGUGCUGUUGGUGCUUAUGGAAUGGCACCAUAUUGAUCAGUUCAGGUGCCUAAGAGCCAUUCUUCCUUCAUUUACAAGUUCAGACUGUUCAGUCAAAGUUUUCUGUAAGAUGCAGUCUUAACACUCUUAUCGCCAUAUUAGAAGAAAAUAUUUAACCAGAGAAGAUAUAGUUUUGGGUCAAAUUCAGAUGUUUAUUUGAUUAAUGAAGCCUGUAGAAGUUCAACGAGGAGCAGGGUCCUCAUAUUUUGGAUGGUAUUAUGCCAGUAGAAGUUCAUGAUCUACCUGCAGAAGUUCAUGAUCUACCUGCAGAAGUUCAGAAGGAAGUGAAAGAAGGGGCAUUUAACUGUAAGUUACAUUGCUAGAUUGCAAGUGACUGAGAAUUUCCAUU